AUGAAUAGGAUUAAAAGUGCUACGAUUGGCGAUGUCGACAGGAUUCCAGACAUUAGCCGUGGCUUAGCCAUGGCUCCACACACCAUGACUGUGCAUAGGUGUCCAACAAAUGACAGUGACAGUAUUGCCCUUUUUGCUGCCCUUUCCCUGGCUGUUCUGUCUGGUGAGCCCUCCGUGCCACCUCUCUCCACCCCUCCUACCCAUACAAGUGAGGCUGACUCCCCCCCAUCCAGCAGGAUUGAGAGGGGAGAGUCCCGUGUCUGAAUUAGCUACUGUCCAACAUUGCAUGACCAGCCUGCCUUCUCCGGCUCAGGCAUCGUGGCCCACUUUGUGGUGCAGUACAAUGUGGAGGACAUCAUGGGCAAGGUUCAGAUUUACGAUGGCCAUUUCAUUCAUUACUUUGCCCCCAGAGGCCUCCUUCCUGUGGAGAAGAACGUGUUGUUUGUUACUGACGUGAGCGGCUCCAUGUUUGGUACCAAGAUGAAACAGACUAAAAAGGCCAUGAAUGUGAUUCUCAGUGACCUGCGGAUCAACGACUACUUCAACAUCAUCUCCUUUUCUGACAUGGUUAGUGUCUGGAAAGCUGGAGGCUCAAUCCAGGCCACUAUCCAGAAUGUCCACAGUGCCAAGGAAUGAACUGCAUCACAGUGCAAAACAGUGCUGGGUUGCAUGGAAGCUGAUGGUUGGACCGACAUUAAUGCAGCUUUGCUGGCAGCUGCUUCAGUGCUGAACCAUAGCAACCAGGAGCCUGGGAGGGUCCCCAAUGAGGGGAGGAUCCCUCUUAUCAUCUUUCUGACAGAUGGGGAGCCCACAGCCAGCAUGAUCACCCCCAGUAUGAUCCUCUCCCACAUCCGUCAGGUGCUGAGCCACAGGGUAUCCCUUUUCAGUUUGGCCUUUGGAGAUGAUGCUGACUUCCUACUAUUGCAUCGUCUGUCCCUGGAGAACCGGGAAGCAGCCCAGUGCAUAGAGGACACCAAUGCAGCCCUACAGCUGGGAGGCCUCUAUGAGGAGAUCUCCAUGCCUCUGCUGGCAGACAUGCAUCUGGACUACCUAGGCAGCUUGGUUGGGGCCUCCCCUUGGGCCCUUUUCCCCAACUACUUUGAUGUCUCAGAACUGGUUGUGGCAGGCCAGGUGAAGCCAGGCAAGCAGGAGCUGGGAAUCCACCUGGCAGCCCAUGGCCCCAAGGGUCAGCUUCUCGUGGCUCAUCACAGUGAAGGGGACACCAACAGCAGCCAGAAGGCCUUUGGUUGCCUCCACCACCUCUGGGCCUAUGUCACCAUUGGAGAGUGGCUGGAAGCACACUUCCAAGCCUGUGACACCACCACUCGCCACCUGCUGGCUGCCAAAGUACUCAACCUGUCCCUUGAAUACAACUCUGUCACACCUUUGACUUCACUGGUCUGCAUGGUGCAGCCCAAGGAGGCCAGUGAGGAGGCCAAGAGACAGACCUCCACCACAGCUGGACCACGCACCAUCAUGCCCUCAUCCAGCAGCAGGCAUGGCCUAGGGACAGGUGCAGCCCAGCCAGCCCUGGUGCCCAAGGUCUCUCCCAAAUCAAGGCCUGCAAAACCAAAGUUCUACUUAUCCUCAAUUACUACUGCAUCUACAAAGAAGAUGCCCAAUUCCAAGGAGACAGGUCGGGGCUCUAGCACCCUAUCAACCCCAAAGCCCCAAACUCCAGCACAACAGGAUUCUGGCACUUUGGCCCAGCCAACUCUCAAGACAAAAUCUGCUGCCCUUGUGCCCUCAAAUUCUGGUGCUCUAUUGCCUCCAAAUCCCAGCACUCUAUCACACCAGAAUCCUGGUGUCAUAUUACCCAUGAAUGCCAAGAUGUAAAUACUGCCACUGAAUCCUAGCACCAAACCAGCCCAGCCAAAAGCUGGCGCUAUGAAACAUGUUACUCUACUGCAUUCCAAACCCGGUGCUCCAUCACAACCUAAACUGAAGGCCUCAUCACACCCUCAACCCAGAGUACACACAUCACAGUCACCCAAAAGCCUGCCACAGCCCAGACCUGGAGUCUCCACAGGACAGAUCCCCAAACACCCAACACACACCAGUCCUAGGGUUCCUGAUCCCAAGAUCCCAAACAACAUGCCACACCUCAGACCCGGGGCUCUCUUACCCAAGACCCCUAAAAUCCCAUCAUCUCUUAAACCUAGUAUCCGACCUCACCAAACUUCCACACGCUUAACACGUUCCAAGCCUGGGACCUCAAUUUCCCAUACACCCAAAACCCCACUACCCCCUAGACCUGCAAGACCCAGGCCUCCACCUCCUCAGAGCCUAAACACAUUCCCAAACACAGUCUCAAGUCCCACAGGUCCCAGCAGUACCAUGAUCACCUCUGACCUUGGGGAACCCCUCCAAACUCCCUUUACUCUCACCCUGCCCUCUCUGCUACCCACUGAAAGGUUCUGGUAUCUGCAAGACCUGCUGCUGGGACCCCAGAGCACCAGGCAAGUUCUGGGACCAUCUGUGCCAGGAGUCCCAACGAUGGGCCUACCCAACAGCUCCAGGCCUAUGGCAGAAGGCAGCCCUCCAAACCUGCCAAUCUUGCUGCCUUCUAGCACCCUCCUUGAGGCCAUCAGUCUGCUCCUUCUCCCUGAGGAGUUUGAGCUGCUGUCUGAGUUAAUGGUGGAGUCCAAGUUCAUGGAGUCCUUGAACCCACCAGCUUUCUAUACCUUCCUUACUCCUGACAAAGAUGGAAGUCUACAUUGGGAUGGCGAUUCUGAGGAGAUCCUGGGAAGAGCUGGAGGCAGCAUGGAAUCUCAGGGAAGUUCUGUGAGGCUAGCAAAAGGCAUGUUGCCAAACAUCUUUACAUUCUCAUCCUCAGUGGAUAGUGACCCCCACUUUGUGAUCUGCACCCCGAGCUCAGUCGAGAGGAUCUUGACCUGCUGCAGCAUUUGGCUGCAUGUGAGUGGGCAGCUGUUUGGGGCACCACCAAGACCAGGCCACAAAGACCAGAUGCACACCUACUUUCAGAUCAUCACAAUCACUGCAGACAGACCCUGGGCCUACACCAUCAUCAGCUGUAGUUCCAUAUUUGUGUGAGGUGAGUGUACAUUGUGCCUGUCCUGGGACCAGCCUGCCCUGCUGAAGAGACCCCAGCUGGAGCUCCAUGUGGUUGACUCACCCCGCCUCACCCUCUGCUUUGGGCCCCACCUUGAAUUACUAGUCCUCUGGCAGUGCUACAGGCACCCCAGAAUCCUGCAACUAUCUCACCUGGGGUUCUACAUGGCCAGUGGCUUGGGCCUCAGCCCCUCAGCCCAUGGCCUGAUGGGGCAGUUCCAGAACACAGACAUCCAGCUGGUGACAGAGCCGACGGGGUCAUGCCUGCAGAGACACCAUGGCCCAGAUGUGCCUGUGGUUCUAAGCAAGAGGCUGCUAAAGGACUCAGCAAGGCUGCCGCCCCACUGGGCUUCCUGUUGGCUGAUGAAGCACCCUCAUAUAGAGCUGCUGCUGGGCCAGACUUACCUUGCCUAUGUCCUGUGA
Cynocephalus volans (Philippine flying lemur) is the source of this 3495-nucleotide messenger RNA. It is a transcript of the gene ITIH6, whose product is annotated as inter-alpha-trypsin inhibitor heavy chain family member 6. Gene Ontology annotation, molecular function: serine-type endopeptidase inhibitor activity. Gene Ontology annotation, biological process: hyaluronan metabolic process. NCBI's taxonomy places the organism in Eukaryota, Metazoa, Chordata, Mammalia, Dermoptera, Cynocephalidae. The record is from RefSeq and is a predicted model, not a curated record.